Molecule: messenger RNA, 8703 nt
Organism: Motacilla alba alba
Lineage: Eukaryota; Metazoa; Chordata; Aves; Passeriformes; Motacillidae
Gene: BICD1
Product: BICD cargo adaptor 1
Exons: 9
Coding region: 144-3182 (1012 amino acids)
Biological process (GO): positive regulation of receptor-mediated endocytosis; regulation of microtubule cytoskeleton organization; microtubule anchoring at microtubule organizing center
Cellular component (GO): Golgi apparatus; cytosol
Molecular function (GO): dynactin binding; cytoskeletal adaptor activity; dynein intermediate chain binding
Source: RefSeq, a predicted model, not a curated record
CGGCUGCCGCAGGCGGCCCCGACCCCCAUCCCCAUCCCCGGCCCGGCGCCGCCGCCGCCCCGGGCCGGCCGUGCCGGUGCCGCCCCUCGGCCGCGCCCGCCCCCUGGCUGCCUGCUCGGCGGCGCGGCAGUGCCGGCGGGGCUAUGGCUGCGGAGGAGGUGCUGCAGGGCGCAGACCACUACAAGAGCGAGAUCGAGCGGCUGACCCGGGAGCUCUCCGAGACGACCCACGAGAAGAUCCAGGCGGCGGAGUAUGGGCUGGUGGUGCUGGAGGAGAAGCUCACCCUCAAGCAGCAGUACGAUGAGCUGGAGGCGGAGUAUGACGGCCUCAAGCAGGAGCUGGAGCAGCUGAAGGAGGCUUUUGGCCAGUCCUUCUCUGUUCACCGCAAAGUGGCCGAAGAUGGCGAAACGCGGGAAGAGACUCUUCUCCAGGAGUCUGCAUCAAAGGAAGCCUACUACCUGGGCAAGAUUUUGGAGAUGCAGAACGAGCUCAAGCAGAGCAGGGCUGUGGUCACCAACGUUCAGGCAGAGAAUGAGAGGCUCACUGCUAUUGUCCAAGACUUGAAAGAGAAUAACGAGAUGGUGGAGCUGCAGAGGAUACGGAUGAAAGACGAGAUUCGAGAGUACAAGUUCCGAGAGGCGAGGCUGCUGCAGGACUACACUGAGCUGGAAGAGGAAAACAUCACUUUACAGAAACUGGUGUCCACACUGAAGCAGAAUCAAUAUUAUGAAUGUUCUUUGUCUUGUCUAAUUCAGGUUGAAUACGAAGGCUUAAAGCAUGAGAUUAAACGAUUUGAGGAGGAGACAGUGUUGCUUAAUAGCCAGCUAGAAGAUGCCAUCCGGCUGAAGGAGAUUGCUGAGCAUCAGCUGGAGGAAGCUCUGGAAACUUUAAAAAAUGAAAGAGAGCAAAAGAACAAUCUGAGAAAGGAACUGUCCCAGUAUAUCAACCUCAAUGAUAGUAUGUAUAAUAACCAUAUUAAUAUAUCAGUAGAUGGGUUGAAGUUUUCAGAGGAUGGGGGUGAGCCCAACAAUGACGACAAGAUGAACGGACACAUCCACGGGCCUCUCGUGAAACUCAAUGGUGACUACAGAACUCCCACGAGUAGGAAAGGAGAAUCUCUGCACCCUGUCUCUGACCUCUUCAGUGAGCUCAACAUAUCAGAGAUACAGAAACUGAAGCAGCAGCUCAUGCAGGUGGAGCGGGAGAAGGCCAUUCUCCUGGCCAACCUCCAGGAGUCUCAGACGCAGCUGGAGCACACCAAGGGAGCCCUGACAGAGCAGCACGAGCGCGUGCACAGGCUCACGGAGCACGUCAACGCCAUGAGGGGCCUGCAGAGCAACAAGGAGCUGAAAGUUGAGCUUGACUGUGAGAAGGGCCGAGAUUCCAGCGAGGAGGCACACGACUAUGAAGUGGACAUCAAUGGCUUGGAGAUCCUGGAAUGUAAAUACAAAGUAGCUGUUACUGAGGUGAUAGACCUUAAAGCAGAAAUCAAAGCCUUAAAGGAGAAAUAUAAUAAGUAUGUGGAAAACUACACUGAAGAGAAGGCCAAGUAUGAGAGCAGAAUCCAGACAUAUGAUGAGCAGGUGACAAGCCUGGAGAAGUCGACCAAGGAAAGCCAGGAAAAAAUGGUCCACAUGGAGAAGGAGUUACAAAGGAUGACAAGCAUAGCAAAUGAAAACCACAAUACCCUUAACACUGCCCAGGACGAGCUGGUGACGUUUAGUGAGGAGCUGGCUCAGCUCUACCACCACGUCUGCCUGUGCAACAACGAGACGCCCAACAGGGUCAUGUUGGACUAUUACAGGCAGAGCAGAGUCACCCGCAGCGGGAGCCUGAAGGGGCCGGAUGACCCUCGAGGUCUCCUUUCCCCACGACUUGCCAGGCGGGGGGUGGCAUCGCCCGUAGAAGCCAGGACCCCGACCGAGCAGGUGACGAAAGAGGCCACAGAGCCCGGCAAGGAGCAGAGCCCAACAAAAACGCCUUCCAUUUCUCCUGUCAUCACAGCCCCUCCUUCCUCCCCCGUCUCUGACACCAGUGACAUCCGCAAAGAGCCUAUGAACAUCUACAACCUCAAUGCCAUAAUAAGGGACCAAAUCAAGCACUUGCAGAAGGCUGUGGAUCGGUCGCUGCAGCUGUCGCGCCAGCGGGCCGCGGCCCGCGAGCUGGCACCCAUGAUCGACAAGGACAAGGAGGCCUUAAUGGAGGAGAUCCUGAAGCUGAAGUCGCUCCUGAGUACAAAGCGAGAGCAGAUCGCGACCUUGAGGGCAGUGCUGAAAGCCAACAAGCAGACAGCUGAAGUGGCACUGGCCAACCUGAAGAACAAAUACGAAAAUGAAAAAGCAAUGGUGACUGAGACCAUGACCAAGCUACGGAAUGAACUAAAGGCUCUGAAGGAGGAUGCAGCAACCUUCUCAUCCUUGAGAGCAAUGUUUGCAACCAGGUGUGAUGAGUACGUCACACAGCUGGAUGAGAUGCAGAGGCAGCUGGCGGCUGCGGAGGAUGAGAAGAAGACCCUGAACUCUCUGCUGCGCAUGGCUAUCCAGCAAAAGCUUGCCCUGACCCAGCGACUGGAGGAUUUAGAGUUCGACCACGAGCAAUCGCGACGCAGCAAAGGCAAGCUGGGAAAGAGCAAGAUCGGCAGCCCUAAAGUAAGUGAGGAGGCAUCAGCCACCGUGCCAAGCAUAGACACUUUCCUCCUGCAUAGUCAGGGCCCACAGCAACCAAACUUACUGGUCAGCAGUGGCACUCAGAGGAAAAGACUAUUCUCACCUUCCCUUUGUGAUCAGAGCCAUCCCAGGACUUCAGGGACCUACCUCCAGAAAUUAUUAAGAGCCCCCCCUCAUCCCGCCUCCACAGAAUCAUAUCUUCUGAGGGGCCCCCCUUCCAUGAGUGAAUUCAUCCAUGGGCACCGUCUCAGCAAGGAAAAAAGGUUAACCGUGGCCAUACCAGUCCUAAUGCUCUUCCAGAAGAGCAGCCACAUUCCAGCUCUCAGUGUGCCCCUCUCAACUGUCUCUCUAAGCCUCCUCCUUACCCCUAAUCUUCAUAUGCAACGUAAGAGAAAAUGCAAACAGAGUGGAGCUCAUGCAACAAAGGUUGGGGUUGUUCCCAGCGAGCGGGUGGACAAUCCUGCCUUGUUGCUGCAUUGGCAAGUCUGGAUUCAUAUCCCCUGCUCUGGCAACUGAGGGAAGGUUGAGAAGAAGAACACAAAGCACAGAGCCCAACCUAUCAAGAAGACUUUUUAUGGUUCCUCUGAUUGUACUCAAACUGUGCUAUCACAACUGAAGUGUAGUGAAAUUUAACAUCUCAACAAAAAUGUUCCUCCCAGCUCCUUGGCUUUACUUCCGAAAUGAUGAGAGACUUAAGCCAAUGUUAAAAAUAUGUUACAAAAAUCCUACCCUCACAUCCUCUAAGUUCAGCCAUAGGAACCUGUUCAAAUUUCUUUUUGUCUUCAAGGGUGUGAUAUUUAUUUCUUACUUAAUUUGCACCAGAAUUUUGUGUUUAUAAAAUACAGUACUUUUUUUUUUUUGGUGAGAGUUGUAUUUAACUAAUUUUAUUUUUUAAAUCCAAGCAGAAAUAGCUUCAGUGAAGAAUGACUGUGUUAAUAUUAAAAAAGGCUUGUUGCAUUGGCCAGCAUAUGGCCAUUUUUUAUUGCACAAAAAUGUUGGAAAUGGGUUGAAUUGGAAUGUUAACAAUGACUGUAUAUUUUGCUGCUGCACUGAUAUUGUUUAUGCACUUGUUUUUUUAAUUCCUAUUACACUAGCUUCUGGUUUUGUUCUAGCUCUUCACUGAAAGAUAAUUAUUAAGCCUAAGAAGGAGAUGAAAGGAUAAUGUACUGAUUUGUUUUCAGUUGUUUGCUUGCAUUGUAAUUAUACUUCUCGCAUCAUGAAUUGGUGCUGUUUUUUGGGAUUACUUUCUAUUUGGUAUCUGAGAAAGAAAAUCUAAAAUAAGUAAAAUGCUGUGUGCUAAUUGAAAACAUUCUUUCCUCCCACUCCCAUAUUCAGGAUCCUAGCUCGAGGCCUUACCGGGAAAGGCUAGUUUGAGUGGGGAAGUCGUGUGCAUUUCAUGUGAAGUGUUCUGUGGAGAAAGAACUCAUGCAGGUAGGGUUGAUGGUGUGGAUCAAAGUCAGCAGGACUUUACUGUAGUGCAUUUUUUCCUUGCCAAAAAUCAACAGACACAGAACCUUAGCUCAUGUCAGUUUAUGACAAAUACUCAGGUGAUCAAUACUACGCAGACUCUAUCGCAACAGUGCACAGUGUUCCUAGUUAAAGAUUCUUUCCUGUAAAAGCUGAGUAAGCCUGUUUUCUUCUUAAAAGCAGUGAGUUUCAGAACAAAAUCAAGGAUAGAGGAAUUUAUUUUGUACAGUACCUGGCAGCAAGGGAAGUGGCUAAACAGAGGGUUGUGGUUCAGCAUCUGUGGGUUUCCCAUUUGGUCAUCAGCUGGAGAAAUGAGCCUGCAGUGCUGCCUACUUGUUGGUAAUUAGCAGGCUCCUUGUUUUGUUAGGUGUCCUUAAUUUAUUUACAGAAGAGAGGCUUGGAUAUUUCCGCAUGUCUUUAUUCCUUCUCUGCAACAUGUUUGACUGACAAGUGGGAAAUGCAGUACAGCCUAAGGUAUGGGGCAGCUGGGGAAAAAAAAUUGCUGCAGGUGUGGCUGGAACAAUUCCUUCAAAUUCUGCCUGAAUCUGAGAAAAUGAAGUCAUUGUUUUUUAGUAACAGUGCUUACCAAAUGUUACAAUACAGAAAACAUCAGCAGAGGAAAGAAUCGGUGACCACUCAGUGUGCCUAACAAAUCAUUAUUACCAUAGUACCAAGAACAAAGGUGCUGUAAAUAGAAAUAUUUUAUGUCAUCAACAACGUCUGUCAUGUAACCUUGGCAAAGCAGCUGAGCUAUAGUAAUAAAACACUCGGAGAUAGAGAAAAUAGGAACAAACUGGUACCCAGUCCUGAUCAGAUCAAACAGAUAACAGUUGGCAGUGUUUUGACUUUGGUUUCCAUGGGGUUCACGUGAUUCUUCUCAUAUACUUUACAUCACUAUUCAGUAUAGUAAUUAAACUGCCUGUUGUCUUGUCAUAGAAAGGUCAAGUGAAACCUUGUUCAGCUCCAUCAUGAUGUCUGACACUGAGUUUAGCUGCUAUUUUGAUUUUUUAAAAAAUCCCCACAGUAUUUUGUCUGAGGCAAAUUUAGCUUUCAAAAAGCAUCUCCAGAUUCCUGCCCUUGUCUGACUGGUGUAAGAAUAUCUGUGUCCAACAAAGACAGCUACUGUAUAUUGUUAAUAAGAGAAGGAGUUUGCAUAGCACUUUGAAUGCAGUUACCACUGACUGCACUUGGAAUAGUUUUUCCUAUUUUCAUAUCCGAAUCAAAGGCAUUUUCCUAAGCUUUAGUUAAGCAGUAGUUCAGUGAAAUACAUUUCCUUUCUAUAUAGAUACAAAUUUAUUGGGGGAAAAAAAAGGUAUCAAGACAGUUUAGAAACAUAUGCAUGUCCAUGUGGAUUAAGAGUUAUGAAAGAAUAUCCAGCGGUAUAGAAGUUGUGGCCCUGUUUUAUAGAAAUAAAUGUUUUUAUUCUCUUAAGUUUUAAAUUUUUAAUUCCUAAGUUUUCAAUUUACAUUUUUUUAUAUGUAAUAAAAUGUAAUUGUUGGAAAUGUGAGAGAACUAGAAACAAAUCAACUUUGAUGUACAAAUGGUUGUAGUUAUUGCAUUGUAAUUUAAAAAACUCUGUAGGUCCCUGGGACAACUUUUGUCAGUUAACCAGUAUAAAAUAAAAUAAAAUACAUACCUUGAACUUAAGAUGAAAAACUCUUCUUUGUUAUAUAUUGAUUGAUAAUAUAAAACUUUGUGAGAGAUUUUGUAGGAAAUAUUUACAUGCAGACAAAACCAGAAACAAAUGCCUGGGGUUUUUUAACGGUUGCAAAAUAUUACAUUUUGCCCAUUUAAAAUUAGUUUAUGUUGUGUUGAUAUCUAUUCUGAUUUUUAAGGAUUAAGAAAAAAAUGAUACAUAUAUUUGUAAUGGUUGGGUAUACUUAGAAACACUACUAUGUGUUCUACUUGGUGAGGAGGCAAUUCAAAUCCUGCUCUGACUUUUGUGUCUGAAACACAGCUUUUGUUCUCUAUGAUGGCCUUGAAAUUUCUUUGGAUUUGAAACAGCCUACUCAAAAUAGGGUCAUUUAGGUCAAAACAGGAGCAUUUUGGUUUGGGUUUUAUUUUCUGAUGUAGUGAAAAAUUAUUCCUUGGUCAGUGAAAUGAUCUGCUUGUGGAAAUCCAGUUAAUAGGAAAUGUGUGAGGAAAAGAAGAAAAGAAAAGAAAUAGGAAAAAAAAAACAAAUAUAAAGGGAGAAAAGAUGAAAAAUAAAGUGUAAUAGUAUGGAAAAAUAUAUUUUCUAUCAGUCAGAACAUAUAUGGAGGUUUUAAAUAAAGAGGACAUAACUGUUGUUCAUGCUAAUUGUGUAGAAAUUUCUGCUUUCUAAAUGGGGGCAGUAGUGAUAUUCUUUCUGAUUGAUCUGAUUGACAGGUUGGCAUCUCUGUGCUUUCUCUAUCCACAUUUUUCACAGUAAAUUAAUGUAAUCGUAGCUAUACAGCAGAGUUCGUAGAAUGAAACUGUAAUUAACGCUGCAAGUUUUAAUGCCAAGUGGAUUUUCAGUUUGUUUUUUAUUUUAAAAACAAUUAUGAAGUUGUUUAAGCCAUUUACCAUAUUAAUGUGUGUACAUAAAGGAGAUUAUGUUAUGAAAUACAACCUCACUUAUGAAAUAUGACCUCACCCAUGAAGGCUGCUCACCAUAAUUAUGUUGGAAUUACUUAAGUAAGCUGUUAGCAAAAUCUGACCCAGUCCUUAUCCCACUGGGAACGACACCCAGAGUCCAGGCCCUAAUUUUGGUACCAACCUUAUUGUUCAUCCUGCAUUGCCAAAGUCAGUAGCUGUGCUGCCAGCUCCACUUAUAGCUGGACUGAUCAUCAUCAUCAUCAUGGAUAGAUUACAUCAGCCUUUCUGAGGUCUGUUUCUUUCUUUGGCAGAAGAUGCAUAUCCACUGAAGUUACAGUAAAUUUCUUUCUUUUGUUCCUCGGAAAUCUUCGUUUGAGAAUGGCAGGGACUGAUGUUUUACCUUUGAAGUAUGAUAAUUGCUAUAGUUACCUCUUUAAAAAUUCCAGUCAUCACUUCUUCUUCAGUUUUCCUUUGCUGUGUGUGCAGUGAGUCUGAAAGGGAUAGAUACUAUUCAGACGUUUUUUAACCAUUAAGGGGUUUGGUUUUUUUUACUGCAAUUAAGCAUCCUGUGGAAAAGAAAUAAAAAAAGCAACUGCCUUUUGCCUUCAGGCACAAAUACAUCAAAAUAUGCAAUGGAAAAUGUGUGCAUGACAUUGUUAACAUUGUGUAGCUUCUCCAUAUCCAUAACUAAGCUAGAAAAUUCUUAUUUCUUGUGUGAUAUGCAUAUUCCUCUUGCUAGCAGGGCAAGAGAACUAUCACAGAGAGUCUGUAUCUUUCAUUGGAGGUGCACAGCUUAAAUCCUUAUUGGUUUCUAAUCUGUUUCCUGUGGAGUUCUUGAAAAUCCCCUUUGUGAAAUGUAAUGGCAACCAAGUGACAAAGCGACAAAAGGUAAAGGAAAAAUCCAAUAUUUCAUUACUGGAGUUAGUGUGUGGGCAGACUCUGGGUGAUAGAGCCUUGUAUUUCAAAAAUGUCUUUCUACAAAGCUAUUUGUUUUGAUUAUCAUGAUUUGCUGUAAAAGAGUGGAUAAGAGUGUAUGUUUUUUCUCAGUGUUAGUAAUCUGAGUUUUUAUUGAAUACGUGGUUGCUUGAUUUCAAAAAUAUUUUGGAAAAUCAAUAAAGAGAAGCAUUUGAUAAAAGUUUCAAGUAGACUGGCUUGCCAGCUAGUUGGUAUUUUAUCAGCUGUGAACAAGAAAUAAGAGUAAUCUAGCUUAUAUUAUUAUUAUUUCUACUGUUCACAGAUAUGGCUAUGUGUGCUAUGCCAGUGGUUAAAUUAAGUCCAUUUUAUUACUUAUUUCCCUAUUGAUUUUCAGCCCUGUGGUUUGACUGUUAAAGGGUUAAUUAACUUGAUCCUUUGUAAACAAUUAAAAAAAAAAGAAAACUGAUGUUUUGUGAUUUUUGUAAUCUAUUGAAUGUUUCCAUUUGCAUGAUGUUCUGUAUUUAAUGAACCAUACAGAUUGCUGUGUUCCUUUCAAAAGAGUUUUAGCAUUGGUGGAGUUUGUGGCAAACACAAAUUUGUAUACUGUAUGUUUACUGCUGUAAUAACUCAGCUACUCCUAUGUUGAAUUGACAUUAUGUUGUCCUGCCUUCUUGGGGUUAAAUGAUGAAGUGUUUCUAGAUGGUGAAGAAUAUAAAAGUAUAUAUGUUCAUUUGCUAAAGACUGAAUAUUGGAAACUCUUCUUGUUGCUACUUUAUGCUAAAAGCAAAAAAGUUAAAUAAUUCUUGUUUCCAAAAAUGCAUCCUUUAUUUUUAAAAUUGAAGUAAUUCUCAUGUUAACUUUUCCUUGUCCUUGUAGACAAUCCUAGAUUAAUACCUUGUGAGGGAUUCAUAAAGUCUGUGCUUGUACAUGUGUAAUAUGAUCAUGCAGUCAAAUGGUUGGGAAAAACACUCUAGUGCUGAAGAAAAUAAUUAAAAGAAGCUGAUAUACUGAUUCUUACAUCUUUAUGUUCCAAUUAAAAUUACAGUGUAAUGCAUAACUGUUCCAGUGAAUAAACUGGCCAUUUUUGUUCAUUUAACAC